This is a messenger RNA of Phaeoacremonium minimum UCRPA7, 2136 nucleotides long. RefSeq names its product putative small oligopeptide opt family protein. The transcript has 2 exons. The coding region runs from base 1 to 2136 and encodes 711 amino acids. Gene Ontology annotation, biological process: transmembrane transport. NCBI's taxonomy places the organism in Eukaryota, Fungi, Ascomycota, Sordariomycetes, Togniniales, Togniniaceae. The record is from RefSeq and is a predicted model, not a curated record. Gene Ontology annotation, molecular function: oligopeptide transmembrane transporter activity.
AUGGUGCUGGGUUUCCGGAAACGCCAUGAGAUGGAGGACAUCACCCCCGACAUCUCCUCGCCCAGCAGUUCGCUGGACCACGAGGCGAUGACGGCGGAAGUCCUCAACUCGCUAAGGCAGUUCGAGAGAAUGCACCACCUUGACCCCAAUUUGCCCAUCGACGAACUAGAUCAGGUUGAUAUCGCUCUCAGCGCCGGGAACAUCGAGAAGGGAAUUGAAAUCGAGCAGGUUCUGGUGGAGGAAAAUUCCCCUUAUCCAGAGGUCCGCGCAUCAGUACGAAAUUACGAUGUCGAUUUGCCCGCCAACACCAUCCGCGCCUGGGUCAUCGGCAUGCUUCUGUGCACGAUCGGUUCCGGCGUCAACAUGCUGUUCUCGCUAAGGAACCCUAGUAUCACUAUCACGACCUACCUUAUCCAGCUUAUCGCCUAUCCCAUAGGUUUGGGCUGGGACCUAAUCUUUCCUGACAGGACAUUCAAUCUGUUCGGAUUGAAAUUUAAUUUCAGACCAGGCCCCUUCAACUUCAAGGAGCAUGUGAUCAUCGUAGUUAUGUCGAACGCCGCUUAUGGUGGUGGUGCUCUGUAUGCGACCGACGUUAUCAUCGCCCAGGAGGUCUGGUAUGGGCAGUCAUUUGGAUGGGCAUGGCAGAUGCUCUUCGGAAUCACGACUUUGUGUACGGGCUAUGGGCUGGCUGGGUUAUCUCGACGCUUCCUCGUCUGGCCUGCUGCCAUGAUCUGGCCUUCAGAUCUGGUCAACGCGGCCUUGUUCUACACACUGCACGAUCACUCGAAAGCCGAUCCUUCCAAGACUAAUGGGUGGCGUAUUGGACGAUACAAGUGGUUUUUGAUCGUCUUUUCUGGUGCUUUUGUGUGGUAUUGGUUCCCCGGCUGGAUAUUUCAGGGCCUUUCUGUCUUCACUUGGGUCUGCUGGGUUGCUCCCGACAAUGUCAUCGUCAAUCAGAUCUUUGGAGGUGCUAGCGGAUACGGCUUGCUGCCCAUCACCUUCGAUUGGACCAUCAUAACCGGCUAUAUUGGCUCGCCUCUGAUCCCACCGUUUCACGCAAUUGCGAAUAUCAUUGGCGGUGUCUUCAUCUUUUUUAUUGUCAUAUCCAUGGGCCUGCAUUUCUCAGGUCACUGGUACGCCGCAUAUCUGCCCGUUCAGAGCUCGCAUGCAUUUGACAAUACAGGCCACAAGUACAACGUCAGCGCCGUGCUCAACGAUCAAUUUCAAUUUGAUGAGGCAAAGUACAAGGCUUAUUCACCUCUUUACCUAUCAACGCAGUUCGCCCUUGCGUACGGACUCGCAUUUGCAGCAGUCGCCGCCGUAAUCGUCCAUGUGUUGCUUUAUCACGGGCGGGAGAUUUGGACCCAAUUCAAGCUGGCGCGCCACCAAGAGGACGAUGUCCACAUGCGUAUGAUGAAGAAAUACCGGGAUGCUGAGGAUUGGUGGUACGCAGUGCUUUUCGCGGUGAUGAUCGGCAUCUCCUUUGGCGUUGUGUGUGGUUGGCCGACGGGAUUCCCAUGGUGGGCGUACAUCAUCUGCAUGCUCCUCCCUAUCGUAUGGACCAUUCCGAUUGGUAUCGUCCAAGCCAUUACCAACUUUCAGCUGGGAAUCAACGUGCUGACCGAGUUUAUCGUUGGAUAUAUGCUGCCUGGGCGUCCGUUGGCGAUGAUGAUGUUCAAGAACUACGGCUAUCUCUGCAUGUCGCAAGCGUUAUACUUCGCACAGGAUUUGAAGUUAGGGCAUUACAUGAAGGUGCCACCAAGAACUAUGUUCUUUGCGCAGUUGGUCGCAUCAAUCUGGUCGGCUAUCGUUCAGAUUGCCGUCAUGAACUGGGCACUGGGAGCCAUCCCGGAUGUCUGCGCUGACUAUCAGGCAAACUCCUACACUUGCGCUAACGCAAAGGUCUUCUACACCGCUUCCGUGGUUUGGGGUGCUAUCGGCCCAGCGCGCAUGUUCAGCGGCAGUGCUUUGUAUUCCAAUCUCCAGUGGUUCUGGCUUGUUGGUGCCGUUACUCCAGUCAUUACAUGGUUCUUUGCCCGUCGACAUCCCAAGUCUCUAUGGCGGUAUGUCAACUUGCCGCUAGUGUUUGGCGGCUCAGGUUGGAUACCUCCUGCCACCGUGUAUAUAUACCUGUGA